CUAUAUAUUCCCCUCAACACUAAUCUCCUCUCCCGUCUCCACUCUCCACCCGCCACCGACCACCGUAGCUUGCCUGACCGGUGAUUGCUGAAGGCCACCAUUGAAGAGAAAUGAAAUUUGACGAUCCCUUUGAGGUCGAAGAGCCUAUUUCUCCGUACAGGGAUGCCAUUACUCUAGAUUGGGAUGAUGAGACCUCCCCAACUCGAUCAUCCUUUGACAUCGAGCAGCUUGUUAAAGAAUUAACGUCAAAGUCAAUGCCAAUGCCAUCUUCCUUUAUCAGUCAUGUCGAAUCAACCAUAUCUCGCGGAAGCGACGACGACAUCAUUGACCCCGAGAUCGAGAAACACUUCACUGCGGCAACCUCGAUAAAUCUUGCAUUUACUAAUGUUGCAUGGUCGGUAUUAUCGUUACUAACAUAUCUUAGCUUGCAGCUGAUUCAAUUCACGGCGUCGACUUUGAGACAAAUCAAAAUAUUAGAGUACAAAAUCAUUGAGAAGACAAAUGAAGGUUAUGUAGGUUUGGCCAAUAGGGACAGUGAGCUUGAGGAUCUAAAAAUCAAAAUUUCCGUUGCUGAGAAGGAACUCGUUGAACUUGAAAAGAAUGUUGUUUCAACUCUGGCCGACUACAAGUCAUCGUCGGGCUACCUGGAUGAAGCAGUUCAACACCCAUUCAUUCUGGCGCCUCAAAUUUUCAAAGAGCGCAACCGGGCCGAGUCUUUUUUCAAGCUGAUAUUGUCCACUGAGAUUGGGAGAGAGCUAGUGUUGAAAUACGGCAAGUGGGCCUACCAGACUGGACAAUACAAUAUGCAAAAUCGAAUCAUUUUGAACCUUACUAGGAACUUAUUACAUAAGUAUGACUUGAAGAGAGUGCUUGACAUUCUGCCUGAGAAGAUUCCUGAUCCUGGAAUGGCACCGGCACCAUUUUGCGAGACUGUUAGUCUUGAAGAAAUCUCGGAGACGGAAACCCAGGAGAGUGAAAUCGUCCGCUUAAAUGUUGACCGAACGAGAACUAAGUUAUUAAUUUUAAAAAAUUCAGUUGUUUGGUGUUUGAUGUUGUGUGCGCGUGGAUGUGUGUAUGUAUGUAUGUAUGUAUGUGUGUGCGUAGGGAAGGGUUUAGGUGCAGGAUCGAGUAAAAAAUGGGGUUAGACGAUCUAAGCCAUUGAUCAAAUUUAGAUCAAUGGUUCAAAUCAUUGAAAAUUAAAAUUAAAAAAAAUGCGU
Molecule: messenger RNA, 1217 nt
Organism: Ipomoea triloba (trilobed morning glory)
Lineage: Eukaryota; Viridiplantae; Streptophyta; Magnoliopsida; Solanales; Convolvulaceae
Exons: 2
Coding region: 111-1145 (344 amino acids)
Source: RefSeq, a predicted model, not a curated record